Molecule: messenger RNA, 1116 nt
Organism: Saccharomyces mikatae IFO 1815
Lineage: Eukaryota; Fungi; Ascomycota; Saccharomycetes; Saccharomycetales; Saccharomycetaceae
Gene: PDS1
Product: securin
Exons: 1
Coding region: 1-1116 (371 amino acids)
Biological process (GO): chromosome organization
Cellular component (GO): cytoplasm; nucleus
Source: RefSeq, a predicted model, not a curated record
AUGCCGGCUAACGAAGAUAAGGAGAACAAUAUCGUAUAUUCAGGAAAUGGAAGUUCCAAUCUCAAUUUCCCACAAACACCGGCUCAUCUACUGAAAAGAUCACACUCUAAUGUGUUAAAGCCGCCAACGAGAUUGGACCAACUUAAAAAAGACGUCAACAGCAACAAUUGCAACGCCUUAAAGUACAUACAGGGAGGAAAAGAGGUAUCACCCACAAAAAGGUUACAUACUCAUGCGCAACAACAAGGGAGGUUGCCUCUGGCAGCAAAGGACAACAACAGGGCUAAAAGUUUUAUCUUCAUUCCUGAAAAUUCAAAUCAGAGUAAAGAUGCGGACAUUAUACCGCAACAACAAAAUACGUUAUCUAUACGCAAGAACGACCAGCUCAGAAAGCUUUCGCAGAUCUCUCGGAAUCGUAAUAGGGUAAAUCAUAGCGAUUUGUUGAACAACACAAGAAAAUUACAGAAGUACGGUUCUGUUCUUGGUUAUAAUGCUUUACCGAAGAUGAAAAGUUUGGUUCUAAAGGAUUUGGUGGAUCCAGGUAAAAAUGAAGAGAGCUCGGAUGAUGAUGACGGUAGUGAGGGGUCUGAGAAUAAACUCAGUAAGAAACUCCAAAAUGCACUUCUACAACAGCAUUCCUCUGACGAUGAACAUGAAUUUAGUGGUGACAUUGGGUUAUUCAAUAAUCAAGGCGGCCUGCAACAACUCAUAAAGAACUCCGUGCAAAAUGAAUCGAAAUCUAAAAGUGAUAACGCUGAUGGUUACGAAAUUGAAAUAGCACCACAGAGACUGGACCCACUUCCAUAUGUGCCAGAUGGCUAUUCACCCUUUCGACAAGAAGAUAUUCAAAAGCUGAAAUCGUUCAACUCACCAUAUGAACUUGAUUUGGAAGACGAUGGUGGUAGCACCGAUAAAGUUGAUUUGCUUCCACUAGAGGCAAUCAACGAAGAAAGCGAGCAAGAUGAGAUUGUGCAUAUAGCUGGUGAUCGAGAAGAAGGGACACCAUUACCGUUAUUAUCUAAGAACCUAAGGAAAAUCACCGCAAUUCCAACCAUAGAAUCACUAUGUAACGGUGAGGGACUCGACCCUGAAGAAUUAGAAGACUUGAUCACUUAG